CUGUGGCAGUGUGGCUAUAUGUCAUGUCAACGUGAGGGUGAAACUGAAAUGUAUAGUUGUUUAGUGAAUACUUAAUUGUAAAUCAAGUUUACUGGAAGCCGACAUUAUCUUUAAGUUACAAAUACACUGUGUAUACAUAAAUGAACGUUUUGUAAUAUAAUUGUUAAUAAUUAUAUGAAAUGGCUCUUUAUUGUGCAAUCUCAAAUGAAGUACCCGAAGUUCCUGUUGUGUCUCCGUCAUCGGGCGCGGUUUUUGAGAGGCGUAUCAUAGAAAAGUAUAUAAUUGAAAAUGGUGUAGAUCCAAUUAGUGGCAAAGAAUUAAGUGUAGAAGACCUAAUUGAAAUCAAAACUCCACCUAUAGUGAAACCAAAACCUCCAAGUGCUACAUCUAUCCCUGCAACACUUAAAAGCAUGCAGGAUGAAUGGGAUGCCCUGAUGCUACACACAUUUACCCAGAGGCAGCAACUUCAGACAGCUAGACAGGAACUUAGCCAUGCCUUAUAUCAACAUGAUGCUGCUUGCCGGGUAAUCGCUAGGUUGACUAAAGAAGUAACAGCUGCAAGGGAGGCUCUAGCUACACUCAAGCCCCAAGCUGGUAUUGUUGCACCGCAGCCCACCCAUGCCGCUGAAGCGGCGGCUGGGCCCGGGGGGGCAGUGGCCAUCGGUAUGUCUGCGGAAGUGGUUUCUCGGCUGCAGGAGCGAGCCACGGCCCUCACGCAAGAAAGGAAGAGACGUGGUCGGACCGUUCCAGAGGGACUCGUCACGCCCGAACAGAUUCGAUCAUUCCUCACUCUUGCAUCACAUCCUGGUCUGCACUCCGCCAGUGUGCCUGGUAUUUUGGCCUUGGACAUCAACCCUUCAGACCACAGCCGCAUAUUGACUGGUGGAAAUGACCGCAAUGCUACAGUCUUUAAUAAAGAUACGGAGCAGGUUGUGGCUAUACUGAAGGGUCACACGAAGAAGGUGACUAAGGUGAUCUACCAUCCGGAUGAAGACACGGUCAUCACCGCAUCACCAGAUCACACUAUCCGCGUCUGGAAUGUACCUACAUCGCAGACCACAGUACUCCUCCGGUCCCACGAGGGCCCGGUGACCGGGCUGUCGCUACAUCCCACCGGAGACUACGUCCUGUCCACGUCCACCGAUCAGCACUGGGCUUUCUCGGACAUCCGCACCGGUGCUCUGCUCACUAAGGUGAGCGACUCGUCCGGCGUAAGCCUCACCACGGCUCAGUUCCAUCCCGACGGGCUGAUCUUCGGAACCGGGACGGAAAACUCUCAGGUGAAGAUCUGGGACUUAAAAGAGCAGAGCAACGUAGCGAACUUCCCCGGUCACGUGGGACCCGUCACAUCGAUAUCCUUCUCCGAGAACGGGUACUACCUGGCCACGGCCGCCGAGGAUUCCUGCGUCAAGCUCUGGGAUCUGAGGAAACUUAAGAACUUCAAGACUAUUCAGUUGGAAGAGGGAUACGCCAUUAAGGAGUUGUGCUUCGACGGCAGCGGCACGUAUCUGGGCGUGGCCGGGACCGACGUCCGCGUCUACUUGUGUCGUCAGUGGCAGGAGCUCAAGGUAUUCAACGAGCACACUGCGUCGGCGACGGGCCUGCGGUUCGGUCACCACGCCCACUAUUUGGCCUCCACUAGCAUGGACCGCACCCUCAAGAUUUACGGCAUAGAGUGAGGGCAUACGGAGUGAAUGUAUUCAGUCCAAUAUUAUUUCACCGGUACAGAUGAUUUCGUUUACGUCUUUAAAGUCACUUUCUCUAUUGAAAUGUUAGUUCUAAUAUUGCCUUUUAAAUAGCCCAGUAAUUUGGUUCAUUUGAGACACUUCUUCACUUAGACUGUCUAAUAAGAAACCUUGAAAAGAUUGACGAAUUUAUGUUCUUCAAUUAAUAUUUAGUAAUGUAAGUAAGGUAGAUAUUAAAAUAAUUAUAUUGAAAUAAAAUGAGUGAUUCCA
Pieris napi is the source of this 1955-nucleotide messenger RNA. It is a transcript of the gene Prp19, whose product is annotated as pre-mRNA-processing factor 19. NCBI's taxonomy places the organism in Eukaryota, Metazoa, Arthropoda, Insecta, Lepidoptera, Pieridae. The transcript is spliced from 11 exons. Gene Ontology annotation, molecular function: protein binding; ubiquitin protein ligase activity. Gene Ontology annotation, cellular component: cytoplasm; U2-type catalytic step 1 spliceosome; Prp19 complex. Gene Ontology annotation, biological process: protein ubiquitination; mRNA splicing, via spliceosome; DNA repair. Bases 180 to 1679 code for a protein of 499 amino acids. The record is from RefSeq and is a predicted model, not a curated record.